Wyeomyia smithii (pitcher-plant mosquito) is the source of this 780-nucleotide messenger RNA. It is a transcript of the gene mRpL40, whose product is annotated as 39S ribosomal protein L40, mitochondrial. NCBI's taxonomy places the organism in Eukaryota, Metazoa, Arthropoda, Insecta, Diptera, Culicidae. Gene Ontology annotation, cellular component: mitochondrial large ribosomal subunit; mitochondrial ribosome. The record is from RefSeq and is a predicted model, not a curated record. The coding region runs from base 135 to 734 and encodes 199 amino acids. The transcript has 2 exons.
AUCAUUAAUUUGUUCAUAAAAUCUGUCAUUUUUCAAGACCAAAUUAUAUCCUUGUGAUUGAAUUAUUCAAUUCGCUAUCAAAGCGAACCUAGUACAGAAUAUUAUUUGCAAUUUAGGACAGGAAAUAAUUAAAAAUGUCUUUAAUCAACGUACUUUUAAGAUCCACCCUUCAACCGGCGGUGCGUUCUUCCGUCGCCCGAUCACUCCACACGGGAACCACCCACUGCUUUCACUACACUCCAGUGCUGUGCGCGGAACCACUAAAGAAAAAGAAAAAAAUCGAUCCCCAGAUCCUGAAGCAAAGAGAAGAACGCAAACGAAAGCGACUGGAGAAACAAAUACGCCGGCUGGAGAAAAAUGCCCGCCAACUGAAACCAAUCGAAGAGCUGGAAGUCCCCAUAGAACUGUUGGAUGAACAAGACAAGCGAAAACGAACCGGACUGAAGGUCAGUACGGAGGAACAGGAGCAGCGGAUACUGUUGGAGAAGCAAUGGGCCAAGUAUAAAAUGCAGGAAAAGUUGGCAGACUAUCAAGCGAUCGAUCGAGUGCUGGCAGCACAAACGAAAGCCCUGAACGAAUUGCGCUUGGAGUCGGAGGAACUCUAUCAGCAGGCGAUUCAACCAGAUCAAGCGCUGUUGCCUUUAAAAGUUGAAGGACCCGUUUCGACACCACCCCUCACUGGUUACGAGAUGCCCGAUGGAGAGUAUAUUGAUGUGUCGAAAAAGUGGGAUUGAUUGGGACGUUUGUUAGUGCAAAAUAAAACAAGCUUUUAGAAAUCUA